AUGAGAGCUACAGCUUCAUCAAUUCUGAUAAAUGCAUGUACCACUGGAACUUUGACUUUACAAUGCCACCGUUUUACUAACGUAAGGACAAUCACUUAUAUUGAAUGGAGGAUACGAUUUGGUGACAAACUGACAAACCGUUAUCAUUGCUUGAUGUCCGACGAUGGGUGCACAGUACAAGGGUCCGCUCCCGAAGGACUCAAGGUGCUAUCCGUUUCUAAAAGAAACAUUACCAUAGAGCGCUCCGAAGAAAACGGUCCGAUAAAUCAUGUCAAGAUAUCAUGUGAAGUGAAUCGUGACUCCUCUACAGCUAGUGAUAGCUAUGAGAUCAAGUUUACUGUUAAGUGUGUGAGGGCCGUGGAAGGGAGAGAUCUUAACUUCACAAGAAUCCUACAGGAGAUGGUUUCAUGUGAACGCGUGAGCACAGUGAAUUGGAUUCUCAAUGAAAGUAAAUUUGCCUGCUGUGACUCAUGUCAAUGUCCCACAAAUCAUUGUGAGAGAGGAUCCGAUGGCCAUAGCGACGAAGUCAGUUUAGAUUUUAGGAGAAGAUUAAGAUUUACGGGAGGUGUAAUAAUACUGACCUACAUUCAAGGUAAUGAUGACAGAAGGGAGAUUAACGUCACAUAUGACAUUGAAGAAGACUCUGGUGCAAAGAGAUCAGUCGGGCCGAGGACGAUACGUAUUUUGGUCGAGAACGCUCGGCAUUUUUCGUUAUGUGUAGUCACGAAUACUGCUACCCUGGUAAUGUCCACUUCUCCUAAGUCUUUAUCUCGAAGCUGUGUAUCCAAUGAUGUAGAACACACCCCGACGAGCGGUGCAUUAGCCACAAACACACCUGUGCUGCCGAUAUUGACGGUGAUUACAGUAAUCAUCUCUGCAUUAAUUCGAGAUGACAAAAAAGUCCACCACGAGGGAUGUCAGAAUGAAGUGAACGAGUAGAGAGGCUUUUAUCGACGUACUUCUCAGUUCCUCGAUCUUUUUCCUCUCAAUUUUUAGG
Pocillopora verrucosa is the source of this 997-nucleotide messenger RNA. The record is from RefSeq and is a predicted model, not a curated record. Lineage: Eukaryota; Metazoa; Cnidaria; Anthozoa; Scleractinia; Pocilloporidae.